UCAACAUGAAUUUUACGGAGCCCAGCCCACUGGCGCAAUCAACCGUAGUGGGUUUUCCGCCUGAGUUAGAAAGUCUCACACCCGUGCCUUCCAAUGAGACCACUUGUGAAAACUGGCGGGAGGUUCACCAUCUGGUGUUUCACGUGGCCAACGUUUGCUUCGCAGUUGGUUUGCUAAUUCCCACCACUCUCCACCUCCAUAUGAUACUGCUCAGAGUGAUGCUGUCUAUAGGAUGUACCCUCUACGUGGUCUGGGCCACUCUCUACCGCUGUGCCUUGGAUAUGAUGAUCUGGAACUCGGUGUUCUUGGGUAUCAAUAUUUUGCAUCUUUCAUAUCUUUUGUACAAGAAAAGACCGGUCAAGAUUGAAAAGGACCUGGGUGGUGUCUACCACCGACUGUUCGAACCCCUCCGAGUCCCUCCGGAUUUGUUUAGAAGGCUAACUGGACAGUUUUGUGUGAUCCAGACCUUGAAAAGGGGCCAGGUUUAUGCCACGGAGGACAAAACCUCAGUUGAUGACCGUCUUAGCAUUCUCCUAAAGGGAAGAAUGAAGGUCUCCUAUCGAGGACAUUUUCUGCAUAACAUUUACCCGUGUGCCUUUAUAGAUUCUCCCGAAUUCAGAUCAACGCAGAUGCACAAGGGUGAGAAAUUCCAGGUCACCAUUGUUGCGGACGAUAACUGCAGGUUUUUAUGCUGGUCGAGAGAAAGACUGACGUACUUUCUGGAGUCAGAGCCUUUUCUGUAUGAAAUUUUUAGGUACCUUAUAGGGAAAGACAUCACAAAUAAGCUGUACUCACUGAAUGACCCCACCUUAAAUGAUAAAAAAGUGAAGAAGUUGGAGCCCCAGAUGAGCCUCAGCACACAGAUCUCCAUGCUGGAGAUGAGGAACAGCAUCACUAGCUCCAGCGACAUCGAGGACGGCCUCCACCACUUCCUGCGGGGCUCCUCCAGCACGGCUUCUCUCCCCAUGUCCUCCCCGCAGCAGCGGGCCUCGGCCAAGAUGAAGCCAAUCGAGGAAGGGCUAGAAGAUGACGAUGAGGUCUUUGUGCCGAUGUCUUCAGCUCAUCAGUUGCCUUGAGCAGCAUCUGGCGACCACGACAGAGGCUGACCUGAGGAGCAGAAGACCCACGCUCUGCUAUGACCUUUGGUGGUUUGCUUCAGUCCUGCCAGAUGGGAAGUGAGGGGCGGCCGCAGACAGGAGCUGUGUGCUGCCUGUCCCGCCAGCCAGCGCCUUGUGCUAGCCGAGCCUUCUGAGUAGACCUCACUCUAUUUUCAGACAUGUAUUUUUGCAGUAGAUAUAUUAAUAUUGUUUUAAUUGACCUUGAAGCUGUCAACACAUCGCCUUUUCGCUUAUUUUUCUAAGUUGUGGCCCUUUUCUCACGUGUGCUUCCCCCCCUGUUGUGGGAAUUUGGAACGAGUAGUUGUUUUGAUCAUCUUAGCGAUGUAAGCCGAAGUUGAGGCUGACACGACAUUAAAAAGUUUACCUUUUGUU
Molecule: messenger RNA, 1490 nt
Organism: Rattus rattus (black rat)
Lineage: Eukaryota; Metazoa; Chordata; Mammalia; Rodentia; Muridae
Gene: Popdc1
Product: blood vessel epicardial substance
Exons: 7
Coding region: 6-1076 (356 amino acids)
Cellular component (GO): sarcolemma
Molecular function (GO): cAMP binding
Source: RefSeq, a predicted model, not a curated record